Molecule: messenger RNA, 1197 nt
Organism: Aureobasidium pullulans EXF-150
Lineage: Eukaryota; Fungi; Ascomycota; Dothideomycetes; Dothideales; Saccotheciaceae
Exons: 2
Coding region: 1-1197 (398 amino acids)
Biological process (GO): regulation of transcription by RNA polymerase II
Molecular function (GO): DNA-binding transcription activator activity, RNA polymerase II-specific; zinc ion binding
Source: RefSeq, a predicted model, not a curated record
AUGAAGAGAGCGCCGCAUCGAAAAUCCCGUGCUGGUUGCGCGCAAUGCAAGAAGAUACACAUCAAAUGCAACGAAAUCAAGCCGAGGUGUGGAAGAUGCGAUCGAUUGGGUCUGGAGUGUGAAUAUAGGCCCGAUCCGGCCACUUUGAAGCCCGAAUCAUCUAUCUCGUCGGUAAAUUCGACUUCUCGGCCAGUAUCGCCAAUCCCGCCAACGCUUUCGGUCACAAGCCAGCAGCCUCUAUGCAUGCUUGAUUUGGAACUCUAUCAUCAUUUUGUGUUUACAUAUAGCAGUAGCAUGAGAAGCGACAAAGCUCAUCGUGAAGAAGUUGGUCGGAAAGUCGUGGACAUCUCUCACCAGCACAGCUACGUUCUACACAACUGCUUGGCUCUUUCUGCCCUGCAUCUCUUCAAACAGAACCGUACCAAAACAGAGCUAUGGGAGCGAGCAUGUUAUCUGCAAGGAAUCGCUAUCGAGCAGGUCCAACCCAUUCUGAUCAAUAUGACACAGGAUGAUAGCAUUGCGGCUUUGAUCUUCGCGAGCAAUACGGCAGCAUUCAGUCGCGCCGAGUACAUGCUGAACCCCCAUCAGCUGCAAGAUAACACUGAUCCCAUCGAUAAGAUCAUUGAGAGUUUUCAACUCAGCCGUGGUAUCAACAUGGUCGCCGCCAAAUACUGGCCAUACCUCAAACACACCUGGAUCAAUAGCAACAUCCCAGAUCUGGUAGAUGAUCAAGAAGAAGAGAUGCGAAACUCGCUGAAGGACAAGUUCACGACAUAUCCAUCCAUCAAUGCUCUCGCCUUGGGCCAGGAAGAUCCGGAACGAAGUAAAGUCGCGCUCCAAACGGUCGACAAGACUUUCAGAUAUAUCGCGCAUCUGAUGGACGAUGGUUACAACUAUCCGACACUGAUAUAUCUGGUAGAUGCUUGGUCUGUGACGCUACCGACAGUAUAUCGGGAAAUGCUCGAGGAGAGGAAGCCAGUCGCACUUGUCAUUCUGGCUUAUUAUGCUGUCCUUAUCUCACUGACUCCGGAAGUUUGGCAUUUGGAUGGCUGGCCCACUCUUCUCAUCAACAGGAUUGCUGAUAUUCUCGGUCUGGAAUGGUCGGAGUUCUUACGCUGGCCGCAAGAGAUAAUCUUCGGAGGAGACCGAUCACAUCAAACUGCUCCAAAAGCCUCACUCAUUGAUCGGACCAAUUAA